This is a messenger RNA of Mycena citricolor, 1089 nucleotides long. Lineage: Eukaryota; Fungi; Basidiomycota; Agaricomycetes; Agaricales; Mycenaceae. The record is from the annotation of a GenBank genome assembly.
GUAAAUCUACUCCCCAGUUGCCAGGAUCGAAGUACGCGACCGCGCAGAUGACGCCGACGCCCGCAUGCUUCCUCGCAUGGAGUGCGACUGUCGACCCUACGCGCUUGAGGCGAGCGUGAAACGGGGGCUUGGUCAUCGAUGUUGAAACAGACAGGGCCGAGGGCUGGGUUUCCGAGCGUGUUUCCGAGCGUGGUAGCGGUAGACGGUGCUGGCCUUCGGUAUCAGUCAUGUUGGUGGCCAUGUGCGUGGAUGGGGACCGUGAAUGAUUAAGGCCAAGGUGCAUUUAUACUGAGGAGCAGAACCGGUGGUUUGGGUAGACCCAGAAGAAUGGAUCGACUUGUGCAUUGCGGAAUGAGUCGGAUGGCGUAAUCCCGAGCCGCCGGCGCUCUUCAAACACUCUGUCCUCUUGGUCUUGUGCUGCAGCUGCAACACACGGCGUUGUGCAGAUUGCUGCGGAAGUCGAGGAAAACGACGGGAAAGGAGCGUGGUCCCUGAAGCUUCCCCAGACCCACUGAUGGGAUCUAUAAAUAUAUUGUGACACGACAUUGAUGAAACAAAAGUAGAAUCUGCUAUAGUAUGCAACACGGGAACUGAAAUGUGUACCCUUCCUGCUUGCUUUUCAUUCAACUCAAAUCAGACCUCUUGCUGGAAAAGAAUCGCGCGACCUUCUUCCAUACGACUUCUUCACUGCGGUGGCCAACAGGACGGAUCCUAUUCCAUUGACCGAGCUCGCCGACCUGUUGCUCAGGAAGCGCUAGAACAUUCAACGUGUCUUCCAGUCUUGCGCGGUGAGUGCUGCCUUGAGACCAUCUCUUGCAGGCCGACCAUUGGGCUUCGCAGUGGCGACAAGGCUUCGUGCUUAGGGGCAGCUCCAGAUCUUGAAUGUCCAGCCCAAAGCCAAAUCCACAGUGGGCGCAGCGAGGGAGACUGGGUAUACACAAGGUCAUGUUGAUGGAAGUAGCCAGAGCCUCUUCAGCGUUUAGCGGAGUAGGUAACACAGGUGAUCUUGGAGGCUCAGGCGUGGGAAAGGUCAGAACGAGGGCUGGAAGAAACUCGGGCUCAUCUCCACUGGCGCACGAUGAUCCGUCU